Molecule: messenger RNA, 1050 nt
Organism: Microsporum canis CBS 113480
Lineage: Eukaryota; Fungi; Ascomycota; Eurotiomycetes; Onygenales; Arthrodermataceae
Product: nuclear envelope protein Cut8
Exons: 3
Coding region: 25-1050 (341 amino acids)
Biological process (GO): proteasome localization; nuclear protein quality control by the ubiquitin-proteasome system
Cellular component (GO): nucleus
Source: RefSeq, a predicted model, not a curated record
CUUGCCGAGCAGCCCUCGGUGACCAUGAACAGCCUGAUAGCCACACCGCCUGUUCCUCCUCACUUCUACGAGACGUCUUGCCGCUCUCCGUCAUAUUCCAUGUCAUCGACGAACACAUCGGUGAACCGAAAGAGAAAGGCUGAGGAUGACUGUCCCCCCAGUGGCGACACUCGCAUGUCUGCGUCGCCUUCCGGCUCUCCUGCCCUCCAUCCACGGCCGUUAGCUCCCCGUCAUCUCAAACGACCGAGACCAAACGUUUCCGGCCGGCCACUGUCACUCCCUCGGUUAAUGGAAACACUCGAUACGGAUGCCCUGAGGUCUGUGUUGAGAUCGCUCUGUGAUCGUCAUCCCGAGAUAGCCUCAGAAGUCAUGCACACUGCCCCCCGACCCAGCGUCAGUGCGGCCCUUGAGGUCCUUAGCAACUACCAGUCCACCCUACAGUCCUCGUUCCCGCUGGGCGGGAACCCAUCCUCCGACUAUGCAUAUAACCGAGUCCGUCAGCAUCUUACCAACCUCCUCGAAGCCCUAAAUGAUUUUACACCACAUUUCCUCCCUCCAAAUGAAUCACAGCCGUCGACGUCUCUGAGCUACCUAGACGGUGCUACGGAUAUCAUACACCGACUCCCACGGUGGACGACACCGCAGCAUAAUAUCGAAGAAUACGCCGCUACGGAGGCUGGGACCAAAAACUGGCAAAGCACAAAUGAGACUGCUGGAGGGAAGCUUCAAGAUGCUCUAAAACGAGCUCAACCAGAGCCUUGGGUGGAUAGGUGGCAAACGUGGGCAACCCGUGCAACAGCUCUCAGGGAGACGUCUCGUCGAUACGCCAACAGCUCAUGUCGGGCACAUACGGUGCUGGCCUACCGCUCAAAGUCGGGCCAUGGUAAUUCUAUUCAGUACCAGUCCUCUAAACCACACUUUUUAUUUUCGACCUUCAACCCGUCCAUCCAUCCGUCCAUCACCGCUUUACUUUCCACCCCACACUACACCGUCCAAGUAGACGGCUUUCGAGCAAUCUUUAAUGAAACGAUUACGAUACCCAUCUGUUAA